AUGGCCCUACCCCGUGCUUUGGUUCAGGAGAUGCGCAACGGGCUUUGCUUUCUCUCCAAGGAUGUUGUGCAGGUGUCCAAAGAUGAAGUGAACUUGCUGGACAAAGUGACUUCACAUGCGCAGGACCUCAGCAAUGUUUCAUUUGGCUACAAUGAAGCCAACUGCAGCAUCUUGGAGAUCGGGCAGUACUCUACCCUCAACAUCCCUACGAGGGAGGCAUUUGGGGACAGGUUUGCAGAUGAGCUGAGUGUAUUGAUGAAGCUCAGGUACUCCCUGAAGGAGGACACCAGCCUAGUAACUAUCCUUAGCCAUCGGAGCCAUGUGCUCUUCCAGAUAAGGAUUAACCCACAUGCCUUGAUCUUUGUCACCACGAGGAGGAGACACUAUGAGUUCCCAGUUUCCCUUCUCGGUGAUGGGGCCUGGCACCAAGUUGCUCUCAGCAUCUCUUUGGAGAGGCUGGAGUUGCACGUAGACUGUCGGCUGGUGGAGAGAGUGAGCUGGUCCAAUUACUUUGGGAUGGGAGUCACCACUGAGGGACUGAUCAUCAUCGGCGGCCUGAUCGAAUCCUUUGAGAUUCCUUUUGAGGGUGCUCUGCAGCAACUGAUCUUCGUGAUGGGAGACCCAGCAGCCGCCAGUGAACACUGCCGCAGCUACAACGCCACCUGCACCAGCUCCCUCAAUCUGGAGACUGACUCCAGACCUUCAGGCUCCCUGUGGGAGCGUUCACCAGCUUGGUCAAAGGUGCCAAAAGAAACCAAUGAAAUCCAGGACUCGUCCGCUCAGGAUUCGAAAUUCACCAAUUCUGAUUUGACCUUGGGGCCACCUUGGACAUGGGAGGACUCGCAGGAGACCCUUAGCCUCCAGCCUGAUGGAAAUGCCUUGACUUCAGUCACUGCUACUGACGUGCCAUCUGCUGAGGAGGAGGAGGGAAGCCUUUCUAUUGAGGAGGAAGGCUUUGAGCUGUUGAACUCCACCUAUAAUAAAAUCACUGGCCCUGGCAGGCCAGGGCUCGGCCGAAGUGGCCCACCAGUUGCUCGUGAUUCCAGAACCUCAGCCAAAAUAAGCAGACCAGCUGCCAAGAAGGAACGUGCCUCAGAUCCCCGGGAAGAGAACGUCACCAUGGAAAAGCUGAAGGGUGAUGUGGGCUCCCACAUGUGGCUCUCUCCCAGCAAACCCGUUGAUGCCGCUGUUGAUCUGGACACUCCUUCCGCCUUCUCCAAAGUCUCUUCAUCAGUCAGUCGGACGGCCACCUCCAAUGGAAACGUACCCAAGGUCCUUCCUGAGUCACUGGGCAACGGGGAGGUCGGAAGUACCCUGGAGCGUCCUUCCAAAGCUCCUGUAAGGCCUGAGGCUGCAACAACCCCCCCGCAGGCAAGGCUCAGCAAAGGUGUCCACAAUAUGUACCACAAUAUGGCUGGGAGUGAGGCCAAGGGCCUUGCAGACCACCGAGAGCAGGGGGUCCUGCCAAUGGCGGAUGGACAGCAGGUUCGCAUGAAGCCAGGACCGCCGGGGCUGCCAGGACCACCAGGCCUGCCUGGUUGUCCAGGGAGACGCGGACUGAUGGGACCCAAAGGAGACAAAGGGUACCCUGGAGCCAUGGGGCAGACAGGGCCCCCAGGUGACCCGGGCCCUCCAGGCAUCCCUGGUGUCCCUACCAUCGUUCUCUGGAGGAACUCCAAGGAAGACUGGCUGACGUUCACGCAAUCAUCAUUUUACCAGCUUCUGCAUGCAGGCUGGCCGAGACAACCUGGACCCGCUGGGCCCCCAGGACAUCCAGGGAAGCCAGGAGUACCUGGGCCUUCCGGAUAUCCAGGGGAGCCAGGUGAAAAAGGGCAGCUGGGGUACAUGGGAGAACCUGGACUUCAGGGCAUGCCAGGACGUGUGGGUUACCCCGGGUCGGAUGGGUUUCCCGGGCUGGACGGCAAGCCUGGGCCGCUGGGGCUCCCGGGAGAGCAGGGUCUGCAGGGUUUUAAAGGUGACCAAGGGCCAGCAGGAGAGAAGGGUGAAGAGGGGUUCUCAGGGGACCCUGGCCCAGUUGGGGAGAAAGGAGAGAAGGGAGCAAAAGGGGUGAAAGGAGAAAAUGGUCCUGCAGGUCCUGCUGGGGUUCAUGGGAUGAUGGGUCUGAAGGGCGCCGCCGGCUUCCAGGGCCCCAUGGGCCCAGAGGGAGAAGGUGGCUCAGAGGGUCCCCCAGGCCCUGCUGGCCCUGUGGGAGAGCCGGGCCAGCCGGGAUCGGUGGGGUGUCAAGGAGUCAACGGCUCGCAGGGAGAAAUGGGCCCUUCUGGAUUGCCAGGGCCCCGGGGCCCCAAGGGACCUCAGGGCUUGCAGGGGAGACGUGGACCCCCUGGCCUGAGGGGCACACAGGGUGCAACUGGGAUAGAAGGAUCCUCUGGUCCAAAAGGAGGCAUUGGAGCAGAUGGUGCCCCUGGGCUGCGAGGCCAGCCGGGACAGGAAGGCCCUGGGGGAUUUAUUGGCCUGCCAGGUUCGAAAGGCAUCCAAGGAGAGCGGGGUUGUGAAGGUCCAAGUGGAGCAAAAGGAGACUUGGGAACCAAAGGAGACAAGGGUACAUGUGGACCCCAAGGAGAGAAAGGGCUCCCAGGAAUCCGUGGUCAAAUCGGUUUGCAAGGCUUUCCAGGCCCCCGAGGAGCGGCUGGGCCCCAGGGACCAGAGGGGGAAGAAGGCCAGAUCGGCCCGCCGGGUCUCAAUAGCAGCGAAGGACCUAAGGGAAGCAGAGGACCUGAUGGCCUAAAGGGAACUCCAGGACCGAGAGGAACGAGGGGCCGCAUGGGGCAGCGUGGGCUGGUUGGAGUCCCUGGCCUGCCAGGCUUGCGAGGUGCACCGGGAGCAGAAGGCCCAGAAGGAAAGCCUGGUACACAGGGUCUCCCAGGGGCUGUGGGCAGCCCAGGAAGAAGGGGAUCACCUGGUUUUGCUGGCUCACAGGGGGACAGAGGCCACGAUGGACUCCCUGGGCCAAUAGGCCCUCUGGGAAGACCAGGAGCUGAUGGAGACCCAGGCUCCCUGGGUGCGAAGGGACUAUCUGGAAAGCCUGGCUUGGAAGGACCACAAGGACCUGUCGGCAUGUAUGGUUACCCAGGACCUGUUGGUGACAGAGGGAAGCCAGGACCCAGGGGAGAAAAGGGAGAAGCUGGAGCCCAAGGCCUGCCAGGAUUCCCAGGAAAAGCUGGUCCCAAGGCCCUGCCAGGCCCCCCUGGCCCAAGAGGUCCUCCCGGCUCCCAGGGAAGACCAGGAGACCCAGGUCCUCAAGGACUUCCAGGGCUGCCUGGAGUUCCUGGCAUGCAAGGACUGGACGGCAUCCCUGGGAAGCCUGGUUUGGCAGGAGAAACUGGGGCUCCUGGGCGGAGUGGGGCUACUGGCCUGCCUGGGUACCCGGGCCGGGACGGUCCAGGUGGACCUGAAGGGCCUUUGGGGAGGAAAGGAGAGAAGGGUGAUGUGGGCGAUCCUGGGGAUGCUGGCAUCAGGGGACUGGAUGGAGAGCAGGGACUACCAGGGCUGCUGGGAGUGGAGGGUCAACCAGGACCCAAAGGCGAGCAGGGAGAGGCAGGAGUCCCCGGAGCUCUAGGCAUCAAAGGUGUUCCUGGGGAACAAGGGGACGAUGGGCCAAAGGGGCCACCUGGGAGACCUGGGGAGCAAGGAAAGGAGGGUGAUGUUGGUGACGCUGGAGACCCAGGCGAGCCAGGACCCCAGGGAGAAAAGGGAGACACUGGCCCUAGGGGCCUUCCUGGAGUGCCUGGACAAGGAGCUGUUAUGGGGGACAUUGGAAGAAAAGGACAUAAAGGAGAGAAGGGCCAAGAAGGUUUGCUGGGCCAGGCUGGUGUUAUUGGCGGUGCAGGACCUGCUGGAGCCAGAGGACAGUUUGGUGGAACAGGUCUCCGAGGUCCUCCUGGGCUCAGUGGUCCCGAGGGAGUGAAGGGAGAUCCAGGGCCACGGGGCAUGGACGGACCUGCUGGUGUUGCCGGAUUAGAGGGACUUGCAGGAGAUGAUGGAGUAAAGGGGGACCGAGGCAAACCUGGUCCUGCGGGCUCAGCGGGCUCCUGGGGAGGAAGAGGCGUCCCUGGAUUCAAGGGCUACUCGGGGCCUGAAGGAGCCAAAGGAGCUGUGGGAGCAAAAGGAGAGCUGGGCCGACAGGGUCCUCUCGGGCCACCAGGCGAGGCUGGAGCACCAGGAUUAAGCGGCAUCGAGGGCCUGAUGGGUGCGAAAGGGAAUCCGGGCAAACCAGGAAAACCCGGGCAAAUGGGGUCUCAAGGACGAGCUGGUCCUGAAGGGCAGAAAGGUCACAAAGGAGAAAAGGGCCACAUCGGGCGCAAAGGGGAAGAAGGGGUCCCCGGCGAACCUGGCAGAAGGGGCAAGCGAGGCAAGGCGGGCCAGAGGCCACCGAGAGGCCCCCGGGGACCCAAGGGCUUCCCAGGUGAAGGGGGGCCAGAAGGGCCUCAAGGCCCCCAAGGACCUUACGUGAGUAUCACCUCCGGAGGCACCUACUUGCGAGGAGGUUUUUGGGGAGCUAGCUGUUCCCGAGCCCCAGGGCUGUGGGGAUACUGGCAGUUAGAGCAGAGGCCUGAGGAGUGCUCCUGCCUCUUGGUGGCUGCGGACAAAGCGCGUUGGCUUCUGUUUGUUCCCCCACCUGCUGGGUCCCUCUAG
Messenger RNA from Struthio camelus australis, 4653 nucleotides. The record is from RefSeq and is a predicted model, not a curated record. Lineage: Eukaryota; Metazoa; Chordata; Aves; Struthioniformes; Struthionidae.